AAGAGGUCUGAACCAUUAAGAGCUAGUAUAUUGCUUAACUAUUCAGAGGCAAAUGUCUGAUCAAUUCAGAUAAGAGGUCUUAACCAUUCAGACUCUGUAUAAUACUUAACCAUUCAGAGGCAAAUCUCUUAACCAUUCAGACAUCUGAACCAUUAAGAGGCUGAAACAAACAGUCUGAACCAUUAAGUACUGAACCAUUCAGACAUCUGAACCAUUAAAAGGCUGAAACAAACAGCCCCUAAGUGAGUGAACUUUUAGGUUCAUUUAUUCUUGUUACUGUGCAUUAUAUAGUUUGGAUAUACUUUAUUCACCAUAGAUUGAGUAUUUGUACAUUAUAUAUGAGGAGAGGGAGACGCGUUCCAGCGGCGUCUCCCCGGCGUUUCGAAGAGCCGUCACUGUCGCAUUUCGCCGUCUCCCAGGUUUGUUGGUGUGUUGAGUAAGAGAUCUUUUUCUAAGUAGCCUCUUUAAUCUCCAAAUCUGGUUUUUCCCCUAGCAUAUAACAUACUACCUCCGUCCCACUCUCUUUGUCCACUUUUGACUUUUGGAACUGUUCAUCUAAGCACUUUGACUCAUCAAAUUCUCCCAAUGUAUAAACCUAAAUAUAGUCAUGUGUGAUCUUGUUUGAUUUGUCUUAACAUAUAGAUUAUUAAUAUAUAAUUUCUAUAAUUUUUUAAUAUACAAAUUACAAGAUAAAAUGGAUUAAAGAAGUGCAUUAGAUGGUGUGCCAAAAGGUAAGUGGACAAAGAGAGUGGGACGGAGGGAUUAUUAUUAUUUUUUCUAUGCCUCAACCGGCGUUCAGGAGACAUUUGGAGCAGUAUCCGAUGCAUUUGGCAUCUCCGAGAAUAAUAUGGAAGAUAUAGUGAUUCACCAUGCUCAUGCUGUUCGGACCUGGAAGAGGAUUAAUAAUGUGCUGGAGGUUCUUGGCAAUCUCCUCCUCUUUCUCCUUGCUCAAGAAAGAUGGGGGCGUUGGACUCCACCGAAAUUGGAAGAAGUGAUCCCUCGAGAACCGAUACAGCAGCUUGCCAUGGAAAGACCAGAUGUUGAAACUAUUCUCCAUUUCAUGAACACAUAUGUUGCGACAUAUCUUCCAGUAGGAUACCGUUCGAUGUCGGUAGCCGUGAAGUGUUCUGCCCUGUGCCAUGCUUCUGCCAUUCUUACUUCUGUGAGACUGCGACAUCCGACCAGCCACCGCCCUCCAGGCCGCCAGCAACGGGCAAUCUGCGUCAUCUUCUUUCUGUCGGCAGCACUUCAGGCAGUCACUCUCCGGACUCCGUCACUCCAAUCAACGACUCAACAGUAACUGCCGGGUAGAGGACCCCAUAACCUUAAAAUCCUGGAUCCGCCGUUGCUUGAAUCCCAUCAUAAAAUAUUGAAGCCAAAGCCAAUGCCAAAACCGAAGUGAAGAGAGCUGCAGCCAAAUCGAUUGUGUUCGAGGUCCGAGCUAGACGAUGACAAUAUCUUCAUUGACAAACUUUUAAUUGUGCAGAUGAAUUUGAUAGUGAAUCUCACUUCAGGACGAGUAAGUCCAUGUUCUUUUAAUAUAGGAUAGAUCUUAGU
Messenger RNA from Cuscuta campestris, 1557 nucleotides. NCBI's taxonomy places the organism in Eukaryota, Viridiplantae, Streptophyta, Magnoliopsida, Solanales, Convolvulaceae. The record is from the annotation of a GenBank genome assembly.